This is a messenger RNA of Hibiscus syriacus, 709 nucleotides long. RefSeq names its product protein NPGR1-like. Lineage: Eukaryota; Viridiplantae; Streptophyta; Magnoliopsida; Malvales; Malvaceae. The transcript is spliced from 3 exons. The record is from RefSeq and is a predicted model, not a curated record. Bases 157 to 486 code for a protein of 109 amino acids.
AUGAAUUGAAAACAAAACCAGAAAAUAAAGAAACAAGAGAAGUAGCUUUCAUGGUGUAGGCCACCGCUGCUGGUUUUUGGCAAGUCCAAAACCUCUGCUCUGCUUUCUUCUUUGGUCUCGCUGUUUUCAUUCCGUGCGGUUAUUUCCUUGGAGAAGAUGUUGCGUCCUUGCUCAAGUGAACAGUUCGAGUUUGAAGAUGCUCCACAGUCGCCGGAGUCCGUAGCAACCAGAGAUUUAUCUGCCAGUGGACUUUCAUCUCGGAUCGGAGACUGGGAAUCGAAGCUUGAGGAUGUUCGAGUGGAUGAAGUUGAAUCCACUCUCAAAGAAUAUCUCUCCUUAAACUAUGAGGAAGCAAGGGCGCUGUUGGGGAGGCUAGAGUAUCGAGGAUGGAAUUUCGAUGCUGCGCUUCAGGUUUUUCAGGGUAUUGAGAUCAAAAGUUUGAAACCAAGGAUGACUAUGGCUAUUGUUGAGAGAACUCGGCAAUGAAAACCACGGUCCAAAGGUGUCAUUAUCCCUCCUUGUGUGAUGUCAAUGCAUUCAGUGAACUUACUUUUGGAAGCCAUUUUAUUGAAAGCAAAAUCGUUAGAGGAUUGGGCAUAUUAGAGGUAUUUCCAAUUUAUCACUACUAGGAACUUACAUAAUUGGUUUGCUUCACAAUAGACAAGAAAUGGUUGUGUGGGGUUGCUUAGUUCUUAGAAAGUACUGAUCU